AUCUUUUAGUUGUGCAUAUUUGAAUGACUAACCGGAAGUUCGCACCUGUAAACCGGAAAUAAAUCGAACAGAGCAAAGAAAAUCAUGUCUGCACUCACGGAAGAUCAAAUAGCCGAUAUUCAGGAAACAUUCAAUUUGUUUGACCAGAGAGGAGAUGGAAAAAUUGCAGCUGCACAAUUGGGUGAUGUAUUAAGGGCAUUAGGACAGAAUCCUACAGAACAUGAAGUCAAAAAGUGUGGAUACAAUAAUAAUCCAGAUUCAAGAAUUUCAUUUGAAGUCUUCCUUCCCAUCCUCCACACUGUCAGCAAGAAUAGAGACUGUGCAACCUAUGAAGAUUUUGUAGAAGGACUACGCAUGUUUGAUAAAGAACAAAAUGGCUAUAUAUCUUCCGCAGAGCUUAGACAUGUCCUUACUUGUUUAGGUGACAGAUUAUCAGAUGAUGAUGUUGAUCAAUUACUGCAAGGCCAGGAAGAUGCACAAGGCAACAUUAAUUAUGAAGAAUUUAUCAAGAUGGUUAUGAAUGGCUAGACCAGGACGUGACUAUUUUAAAGAGACAUAUUUUAUAUUAUAGUUAUUUUGUAUUAAAUUUGUUAGCGAUUGUAUUUAAACUCAAUGCUUAUCAUAUACAUCUUUGUUAGUAGUUUGUACUUGUAUCAGCAAUAACAACACUAAACUACGAUCAUGCAAUGUUUUUGUUUAUAGUUUGAAUCCAGAAAACAAUGUUUUUUGUAACCUCUGGCAAUUGUCGAUUUAACCAUCAGUGUUGAGAUUUUUUUCCUCCAUUUUUAAAAACCAUUAUAAUUUAUAUUGCCAAAAUUCACUGAUCAUAAAGAUCAUGCUGAAGCACCUAGGUGUGCAGUCUGUACUAAUAUUAGACAUUCCAAAGAACAAAAAAUGUCUCCAUAAACAUUAUUCUCAUUGAAAUGGUUAUCAUGAAUAUCAAAUACAUACCUGUAAUGUUAAAGUCAGUCAGUAUUUGAAGGAAUGAACAAAAUAAAAGUACAAAAAAGUGUGAUUUAAUUUGUGAAAUUUAUAGUUGGACCGAAUGUAUAACAUGGUAUGGACCUGGUAGCAAUUUAUCCUACUCCACAGCAAUAUUAAGCACAGUAAACUGGGUUCCUGCCAUGUAGUUCUACUGUUUGAUUUUUUUUAGCAUUGUUUAUAAACCAGAGAUUGUUACUACACAUCAAAAUAUCAUUAAGAACAGUAUUGAGUUUUUUGUUUUGAAAAAAAGCUAGUCAAUAUACAAAUAUAUCAUAUUUAAUCAUUUACUGCCAAUGAAAUUUAAAUUUAGCAACAAAAGCCAAACAAACUCAUAUUUAUUGGUGCCAGUCCAGCAAACUCCUGGCUUUCAUUUAUACCACACACAAAACUAAUGUUUUUAGUAUAUUGUAGGCAAUAAGCAUACAUGUAGCUGAAAUUUCAGGAGAAACAAUCUUUGUACAUAUCAUAUAAGAAAUAAAACUUGAAUUUCUCUUGA
This is a messenger RNA of Mytilus californianus (California mussel), 1480 nucleotides long. RefSeq names its product myosin-2 essential light chain-like. The coding region runs from base 85 to 528 and encodes 147 amino acids. The record is from RefSeq and is a predicted model, not a curated record. Gene Ontology annotation, cellular component: myosin II complex. Lineage: Eukaryota; Metazoa; Mollusca; Bivalvia; Mytilida; Mytilidae. The transcript has 6 exons. Gene Ontology annotation, molecular function: calcium ion binding.